ACUCAUCUUUCACCAAUCCACUCCACAGCCCCCGGAACCAGACCCACCCUGCAUACCUCCCCUCCUUCAUCAUCAUCUUCUUCUUCUUCUCCUCGCACAUCCAUCGUCCAUGGGCUCCCUGGGAAGCAGCGACGUCGAGAAGAGACUGGCGGUGGAGAGCGUGAACACGGAGGCGGCAUGCGCACUGCUGGCGUCGUCGGAGCAAUACGGGUACGUGGAUGUGCGUAUGUGGGAGGACUUCGACCGGGGCCAUGUCGCCGGUGCGCGCAACGUGCCCUACUACCUCUCCGUCAACCCCCACGGCAAGGAGCGCAACCUGGACUUCGUGGACCAGGUCGCCGCGCUCCACUCUAAACAGGACCGGCUCCUCGUCGGCUGCCGCUCCGGGGUGCGGUCCAGGCUCGCCACCGCCGACCUCGUCGCCGCCGGGUUCACGAAGGUGAAGAACCUGGAGGGUGGCUACCUCUCCUUGCUCAAGAGCGUCAGUUACCCGCAGCUGGCAGCAGCAGCCAGCCUUCACUAAUACAGCCGGCAUAACUUUCCUUUGUUUUCUAAGGCUCUCAGGAACAAGUUAAUUGGCAAUCUGUUAUUGAUGAUGUAUAGAGGAAAUUUCCAAGGAAAAGAAGGCAUUUUGUAUGUACUAUAAAACUAUAUAUGCAUCUUGGACUUCGAUUUGGCCCUAA
Molecule: messenger RNA, 683 nt
Organism: Triticum urartu
Lineage: Eukaryota; Viridiplantae; Streptophyta; Magnoliopsida; Poales; Poaceae
Product: thiosulfate sulfurtransferase 18
Molecular function (GO): catalytic activity
Source: RefSeq, a predicted model, not a curated record